AUGGCGCCCGUACAAAGCGCCGUCGCCACCACCUCGGUGCCUUCGCCCCUCGCCACCUCCAAGAAGGAAAACACCUCCUCGCAGCCAUCACUCAUCAACGACCACAUCAAACCGCCAAAACACAGCGAACUCUCGCGCAUCAACGAGAACAACUCCGACUCCCAGCCCGACCCCAAGGGCAGCUGGAGGAGCUGGAGGCGAGGCGACGGUCUCCAGCCAUGGGAGACCGAGAUCGUUCGCUCCACCGAGGUACAGCGCAAGGCAAACGUCGCGCAGCUCUACUUCCUCAACUACUACUUUGACAACCUUCGCUACCUCGCCGAUCGCAAGGCCCGCCUGACGCGCUUCCACGAAUCCACACGCGCCCGCGGCCUGCUGCCCGACGACGAGGAUGCGGAGCCAUCGCCCGAGUUCCUCAAGGAGCGCUCCUCCUACUUUGGUCGCGAGCGCGUGCUCCUGCGCAAGAGGCGAACCAAGCUGCGCGUCAACCAGUUCCACAUCAUCACCCAGGUCGGCGCAGGUGGCUACGGCGAGGUCUUUUUGGCUCGCAAGCGCGACACGGGAGAAAUCUGCGCGCUCAAGCGUCUCAAGAAGCGCAUCCUCGUAAAGAUGGACGAGGUGCGCCACGUGCUCACCGAACGCGACAUCCUCACCGCCACAAAGACCCCUUGGCUCGUCCGUCUGCUCUACGCCUUCCAGGACCCAGACCACGUCUUCCUCGCCAUGGAGUACGUGCCCGGCGGCGACUUCCGCACGCUCCUCUGCAACAACGGCGCGCUCAAGGAGGAGUACGCUCGCUUCUACAUGGCCGAAAUGAUCGUCUCGGUCAACGAACUCCACCGCCUCGGCUACAUCCACCGCGACCUCAAGCCCGAAAACUUCCUCGUCGACUCCACCGGACACGUCAAGCUCACCGACUUUGGCCUCGCCUCGGGCGCGCUCCACCCGGGCAAGAUCGAGUCGAUGAAGGCCAAGCUCGAUGCGGUCAAGGACUCCGACUUUGUCUACCGCACGCCCGCCGAGCGCGGUUCCAUGUACAAAAAGAUGAUCCAGCACACCCAGCACCGCGCCAACUCGAUCGUAGGCAGCCCAGACUACAUUGCGCCCGAGAUGCUGCGCGGACGCCAGUACAGCUUUGGCGUCGACUACUGGAGCCUCGGCUGCAUCCUCUACGAGUUCCUCUGCGGCUUCCCGCCCUUCAGCGGCAGCAAUCCGGACGAGACCUUCGCCAACCUCAAAAACUGGCAAAAGGUGCUCCAGCGGCCCGUCUACGACACGCCCGAAAACAUGCAGUUCAACCUCAGCGACGUCGCCUGGGACGCCAUCACCAAGCUCGUCGACACGCCCGAGCGCCGCUACAGCAGCCUCGAGCCCGUCCAAACACACCCUUUCUUCCGCAGCCUCGACCUCGGCCGUCUGCGCGAACUCAAGGCUCCCUUCAUCCCCGAACUCGAGAACGAAGAAGACACCGGCUACUUUGACAACUUUGAAGACCCCGCCGACAUGGCCCGCUACAAGGACGUCCACGAGAAGCAGAAGAACGUCGAAGCCGUGCGCGAAACCGGCUCGGGCGCCGGUGGACGCGGCAUGUGGGCCGGCUUCACCUUUGGAAAGAACGGCGUCGGGGCCAACGGUCAGCCGCUCUACGCCUCGUCUACAGUCAAGGACGCCACCGACGCAUUCGCCACCAUGUUCUAG
Messenger RNA from Moesziomyces aphidis, 1698 nucleotides. The record is from the annotation of a GenBank genome assembly. NCBI's taxonomy places the organism in Eukaryota, Fungi, Basidiomycota, Ustilaginomycetes, Ustilaginales, Ustilaginaceae.